AUGGAGCUCCCAGAGAUGUCGGUCUUGGAUAUGUCCUUGGAGUUUGCGAAUGACCCGGACUUUGACUUCAACGGCCAGCCUUUGGGGUGGCCGACGGGAAGUGUAAGCGGCUCCUCGUACGCUUCAUCCAGCUUCGGCCCUCACACGCCUAAUUCCGGGCGCUCGACCCCUCACUUCUCGGGCUCCUUCGACUACGGCUCCUCCUUCGUAUCCGUCGAGCCUGUCUCCUAUGAUGCAGCGGCCCCCCCUUCCCCUACCGUGCCAACAUACUUCCACCCAAACACGAAGAGCACCCGUGCUUCCGACCUCAUCUUCCCCGCCUGUACGGUCCCAGGUCCUUGGGGCGGCGUCAACAUGGUCGCACAGCCCUUCGGCAGCUGCUCCAGUCAGAUCAUGCCUUCGCAGCCGAUCAUGGAGUACAGCUUUCCUUCCCAACAAAUGGUCCCUCACCCUUACUUGCCGUCUCCGGCAGCUCUCAGCCAGCAGCAGCACAGCAUCUCUGGACCAACACACUGGACCUAUCCGGACAGCCCUAUCAGCUUUGGGCAACAGUCCCCCGUCACAAGGCCGGUUGAGGCUAUGCGGACUUCGAAGCGAGGCUCUCCGGAACAACCGAUGACACCGAGAUCCCCUCACAUGGUGGAAACAAAGGGAGUUCCCAAGACCGAGACAUCGACAAAGCCCAAACGAGAGAAGAAGCGCCGUGUGGCCGCUGAGGUUGACGAGGACGAAGCCGACCUUGCUGUGGACGCUGUCGAGCCGGCCAGUACCUUCAAGUGCCCCAUCGAGGGAUGCAACAACCGGUACCGGAGAACCGAACACAUGAAGCGGCAUAUCCAGAGGGCCAACCGCUUCGACAAUCUCGUCGCCCACGUCCGCCUGCACGCCCUGCCACGGAAGAAGCAGGGGUCCAAACCACGGGUAGAAUUCUACGAAGGCGCCGUGAUCCAGCAUGCCGAAAUGGUCAAGAAGCAGCAGCGACGCGGUGGGAAAAAGGGACGGGAUGGCGCCGUCAUCAAAGCUUCGGUGCGGAAGCACCAUACUCCGACUUUUUGA
Dichotomopilus funicola is the source of this 1056-nucleotide messenger RNA. RefSeq lists its product as uncharacterized. The record is from RefSeq and is a predicted model, not a curated record. Bases 1 to 1056 code for a protein of 351 amino acids. The transcript has 3 exons. Lineage: Eukaryota; Fungi; Ascomycota; Sordariomycetes; Sordariales; Chaetomiaceae.